Clavispora lusitaniae ATCC 42720 is the source of this 864-nucleotide messenger RNA. The record is from RefSeq and is a predicted model, not a curated record. Lineage: Eukaryota; Fungi; Ascomycota; Pichiomycetes; Serinales; Metschnikowiaceae.
AUGCGGCACGUGGUUGAUGUUUUCUGUGUCGCCGUCCCGCCCAAAGUCCGUGCUCUCAUACACAAACGUCUCGUCGCUGUCGGACAGCGCCACGUCGUCCACGGCGCUGGCCAACUUGGCGGCAAAGAAGUCCGUCCGCGUCGAGCUUUGUUUGGCCACCCGUCUUCCGCGAGGCUUGGGGCGGGCGUCUGUUUCUGGCCGCGAGUCUUCGCCGUCCUCGCCGUUCUCCGACAGAAGCGGCGUUUCGUUGUGCAGCGUGCCGUUGGGCGCCAGCGGCUUGGCCACGAGGUCCUGGAUGGUCGUGGGCGUUUUCGGGUUCUCUUUGCCGCUCCGCUGUUUUUCCUUGAGCGACCGGUUGAGCUUCGACAAAAGCUGCUUGUCGAUGCCGCUGGGGCCUGCGGUCCGCGGCUCGGGGAACAUUUCCCGCAAGUCUGCCGCCACGUCGGGCCGGGCGUCGUUUUCCAGCCGCACCUCGUCUUUCUCGGCCUCUGUCUUGGGCUUCUCGGCCUCCGUCUUGGGCUUCUCACCCUCCUUAUCUCGCGCUCGCUUUUCUUCUCUUCGGCUCUCGGGCUCUUUCGGCCGGGCCUCUUGCUCUUUCUGUCGGCCUUCUUUGUUGCUAGUUUUUGUUUCCUCGGGCUGUCUAUCUUUUCUGUCUUCCAUUCUGUCUUCCUUUCUGUCUUCCUUUCUGUCUUCCUUUCUGUCUUCCUUUCUGUCUUCCUUUCUUUCUUCUCUGUUCACUUCGCCCUUACCUUGUGCUUCUUCUCGUUUUCCUUCUUCUUCCUUUCCUUCUUCUCUCUUCACUUCCUUUUCUUCCUUUCCUUCUGUUUCUCCAUUCGUUUCGCGUCUGUGGUUUUGCGCUUUUGA